Schistocerca cancellata (South American locust) is the source of this 696-nucleotide messenger RNA. RefSeq lists its product as uncharacterized. Gene Ontology annotation, cellular component: cytoplasmic vesicle membrane. Lineage: Eukaryota; Metazoa; Arthropoda; Insecta; Orthoptera; Acrididae. The record is from RefSeq and is a predicted model, not a curated record. The transcript has 5 exons. The annotation marks the transcript as partial.
AUGAUCGUGUGUGCUAACCUGCUCACCGCUGACCUGAGGUGUUUAUUUCCUGUGUGCAGCUGCCCCCCGCCUAAGGAGUGCUGCGCGCAAGGCUGCUGUGCCUACAGACCACCCCUGCCCCUGCCGCCUGCCACGAGCUUCGUCUUCUGGAACCACUGGUACUUUGGCGACGCGGGCGCCCCUAGCGGCUCCCUGCGCAGCUCGGCCGGCUCCUGCUGCCCCCCACCACACUACAGCCGCUGCUCCUCGCUGCACCGCGCGCCACCUCCAUACACUGAGGUGACAUCAAAGCCUGACUUAUACCCUCUGGUGAUCAGCUAUGGUGAUGCUCCCAAAGGCAGUGUGGGCAACAGCUACCUCAUGGUCCAGUAUUUUCGCAACUAUAUAGUGCGACCUGUAGGUUCUCUGUCAGCAGCAAGCACUGCAGAUUCCUUAAGUUCCAGUUUCCUGUGCAGUGCUGCAAAUGAGGCGAAUACGGCAGUGCCACCGCCCUACUCUUCUGCGGGCAGCCUGGACGGCUUGACGUCGGCGUCGGGUCCCGCGGGGGCGGCGGAUAUGGCGGGCGUUCCCGUGACGGUCAGCCCAGAGGCGGACCGGCGCGCCCCCUCCGCCUCCUCCUCCGCCACCGCCUCCGACGUGAGCAGCCUGGCGGGGUCCGGGUCUCCGGGAUCGCCGCCGCGCGCUACCAGCCCCACG